Lingula anatina is the source of this 864-nucleotide messenger RNA. Its product is annotated as dehydrogenase/reductase SDR family member 11. Lineage: Eukaryota; Metazoa; Brachiopoda; Lingulata; Lingulida; Lingulidae. The record is from RefSeq and is a predicted model, not a curated record.
AACAACAGCGCCGCAGUGUACGCAGUCACCCGUCGGACAAACGUUUUAACUCUUAAAAGAGGUCUUCAAGAAUUUAAGCAGCAACAGAGGGAUAUGGAUCGCUGGGCAGGACGCGUUGCCCUGGUAACAGGAGCAUCGAAAGGGAUAGGAGCAGCCAUUGCACGUGCUCUGGUUAAGAAUGGUAUGGUGGUGGUUGGAUGUGCCAGACACGUGGAAGAUAUGCAAAUUGCAAAGGAAAAUCUUGCAAGCGAAAAGGGCCGUUUAAUACCAAUGAAAUGCGACCUUUCCAAAACAGAAGAGAUAGAGUCCAUGUUUCAAGAAAUCAAGGAACAGUUGGGCGGUGCGGACGUAUGCGUUAACAACGCUGGGAUCUCCUUUUUCCAAGACUGCAAAUCAGGGUCUGUGACUGAUACCAAGGCGUUGUAUGACGUGAAUUUUUUCGCCGCCAUGACCGUUUCCCAGCUGACCAUCAGGUCUUUACAGGAAAGGAACAUGGAUGACGGACACAUCAUCAACAUUGGCAGUGCAUGUGGUAUGGUGAUUCAUACUGACUACCCGUGUCAUACAUACAGCACUGCAAAGUUUGCCCUGGGGGCCUUCACCGAGAGUCUGAGACACGAGCUGAGGAAGGAGAAGACGAAAAUUAGGACGACGAUUAUUAAUCCUGGAUGGGUGAAUACCCCGCUUGUUAAUGUGAAAAAUACUGAAAAUGUGUUUGAACCGGGAAAAUCUCUUCAACCGGACGACGUGGCUUCCGCUGUGACUUAUGUACUUGAGGCUCCACCAAACGUCAAUAUAGGUUACUGUCGAAUUAGCAUGUUAGCAGAGAGUAUAAAAACUGUCACAUUUACAUGUCUGCCAUAA